Messenger RNA from Bufo gargarizans (Asiatic toad), 1523 nucleotides. It is a transcript of the gene EED, whose product is annotated as embryonic ectoderm development. Gene Ontology annotation, molecular function: protein binding; nucleosome binding. Gene Ontology annotation, cellular component: ESC/E(Z) complex. Bases 48 to 1364 code for a protein of 438 amino acids. The record is from RefSeq and is a predicted model, not a curated record. Gene Ontology annotation, biological process: negative regulation of transcription by RNA polymerase II. Lineage: Eukaryota; Metazoa; Chordata; Amphibia; Anura; Bufonidae. The transcript has 12 exons.
UCGCGGCGCGGGCGCGUCCGAAUGACGUCACGCCGAGGCGCUGGAAGAUGUCCGACGCUUCCGGUCGUGCGGCGGGAAACGAGAUGCCGGCCAAGAAGCAGAAGCUGAGCAGCGACGAGAACAGUAACCCGGAGUUGUCUGGGGAUGAAAAUGACGACGCUGUCAGUAUAGAGAGCGGCACCAACACAGAGCGGCCAGAUACCCCAACAAAUACUGCGAACGCCCCGGGGAGGAAGAAUUGGGGAAAAGGCAAAUGGAGAUCAAAGAAGUGUAAAUACUCAUUCAAAUGUGUGAACAGCUUGAAGGAAGAUCACAACCAGCCGCUGUUUGGGGUGCAAUUUAACUGGCACAGUAAAGAGGGCGAUCCCUUGGUGUUUGCUACUGUCGGCAGCAACAGGGUCACGCUGUAUGAAUGUCACUCACAAGGAGAAGUCAGGUUACUGCAGUCAUACGUGGACGCUGAUGCAGAUGAGAACUUUUACACCUGCGCGUGGACUUACGACAGCAACACAAGUCACCCGCUCCUGGCAGUGGCAGGCUCCCGGGGAAUUAUCCGGAUUAUUAAUCCCAUCACUAUGCAGUGCAUCAAGCACUAUGUGGGCCACGGCAAUGCAAUCAAUGAACUCAAGUUUCAUCCACGCGAUCCAAACCUACUGUUAUCUGUCAGCAAAGAUCAUGCACUGAGGCUGUGGAAUAUACAGACAGAUACACUUGUGGCUAUAUUCGGUGGUGUGGAAGGGCACAGAGAUGAAGUGUUGAGUGCAGAUUAUGAUCUCCUCGGAGAGAAGAUAAUGUCCUGUGGAAUGGAUCAUUCCCUCAAACUGUGGCGACUGAACUCUAAACGAAUGAAAGUUGCCAUAAAGCAUUCCUAUGAAUACAAUCCCAGCAAAACAAACAGACCAUUUAUUUCACAAAAGAUCCAUUUCCCAGAUUUUUCAACGAGAGACAUUCACAGAAAUUAUGUGGACUGUGUGAGGUGGCUCGGAGACUUGAUAUUGUCUAAGUCCUGUGAAAAUGCCAUUGUGUGCUGGAAACCGGGUAAAAUGGAGGACGACAUUGACAAGAUCAAGCCAAGCGAGUCUAACGCGACCAUCCUGGGGAGGUUUGAUUACAGCCAGUGCGAUAUCUGGUACAUGAGAUUCUCCAUGGACUUCUGGCAAAAGAUGCUUGCACUCGGAAACCAGGUGGGGAAGCUCUACGUCUGGGAUCUGGAGGUGGAGGAUCCACACAAAGCCAAGUGCACAACUCUCACUCAUCCCAAAUGCAUGGCCGCAAUCCGACAGACCAGCUUCAGCAGAGACAGCAGCAUCCUCAUAGCAGUCUGCGAUGACGCCACCAUCUGGCGCUGGGACCGGCUCCGAUGAAACCCCCUCCCUCCCCCCCUGAUGAAAGACCAUUGUGGUGUCAUGUGCUGUGUCCGGCGACUAGUGUAUGUAGGAGGCUGAGUUUAGUGACCUUCUUCUUCUCUGUAAUGUUUCCUGGCUGCGAUCCAGCUGCUUUUAAUAAAAAUUUAUUUUUGUACA